AAUAAAUAGUUUCGACAAACAAUUUAUUCGCUUACUUUCCUUUCUUCUCUUCCUUUUUCAUAGAGGUUUGGAUUAGACAAGAGUUCGCUACAACGACCCAAGCAUGUCAGCCUACUCAGAGAAGGAAGGCGUCACGACCAUAAAGCAGAAUGUCUUCGUUAUACCCGACCUCACGAUCAAGGACCUGUUAAGUGCCAUCCCUGCCCACUGCUUCAAGCGUUCAGCAUUACGGUCGUCACUAUACAUUGCGUGGGACGUAGCAGUGAUCUCAGGUAUCUACAAGGCCGCAACCUAUCUAGAUACCUUCAUCUCCCCAACGUACAUUUCCCUCCCUCACCCUGUGCUCUAUCCCGUUGCACGAUUCUCUCUUUGGGGGAUGUACACCUUCUGGACGGGUCUCUUUGCGACUGGCCUUUGGGUUAUUGCUCACGAGUGUGGACACCAAGCAUUUUCUGAGUCCAAGUUCAUCAACAACAGUGUUGGCUGGGUCCUCCAUUCUGCGCUUGGCGUACCAUACCAUUCGUGGAGGAUUAGCCAUGCGAAACACCAUGCUUCCACUGGCCAUAUGACCCAGGAUCAGGUCUUUGUCCCGAAGACACGUUCGCAACUUGGUUUGCCUGCAUUCGACCCGACGAAGGAGGAUAUCCUUGGUUCGAGCGUUUCGGUGGAAGUGAUGAAGGAGCUCCGGGAGGCGAUAGGUGACUCUCCCAUCGGCGCAACGCUUGGCGCUGCUACCUACCUGCUUGGCGGCUGGCCUGCAUACCUUCUCCGCAAUGCAUCUGGUCAGAAGCGGUACCCUAGUGGUACCAACCACUUCAACCCUGAUGCUGUGAUAUUCGCACCUCACCAGCGCGAGUCCAUCAUUCUGUCUGACAUUGGUAUCGUGUUCUGGCUCGCUGGCGUUGCUGGCUCCAUCUAUACAUAUGGGUUCUGGACCGUGUUCCGUAUCUACCUAGUGCCUUACCUGUGGGUCAACCACUGGCUCGUCCUCAUCACGUUCCUCCAACAUACGGACCCCAUCCUCCCCCACUACCGUGCCUCUGAGUUCACUUUCCCUCGUGGUGCCCUGUCUACUUUAGACCGCAACCUCCUCGGCGACUGUGGCUCGAUCAUGGGUUGGAUUGGUGCUCAUGCUACCAACGGUAUCUCUGAGACCCACGUCCUUCAUCACGUCUCCAGCAAGAUCCCUCACUACAACGCUUGGGAAGCCUCUGCCGCUCUUCGCAAGCGCCUCGAGCAAGCAGGUCUUAAGCUCGAGGGUGCUCCCGGUGGAUGGAAGGAAGUCUACAGGGUUUUCAAGCAGUGCAGGUUCGUUGAGGAUGAGGGCAACAUCGUUUUCUACAAGAAUGCCUCCGGUCUCGCCGCCACUCGCCCUGCGUUCACGGAUGGUAGCGCUAGUGACUCUGGUAUUGAGGUUGACAAAAUCUAGAUGCGCAAUCCUGCUGUCAUGGAGAUACCUGUAGAUUCCAGCUUGGCUAUUCCCUACAUUAUGAUCCGUAACAUAGAUGUCUUCACGGCUUUGAGGCAGGGAAGGUUUGGGUGACUAUUAUUAGAGUCCUAUGAUCUUGCAUAUCAUAAUUCUAAUGGGACAACAAAAUGAAUA
This is a messenger RNA of Suillus paluster, 1603 nucleotides long. Its product is annotated as fatty acid desaturase-domain-containing protein. Gene Ontology annotation, biological process: lipid metabolic process. The transcript has 7 exons. Bases 104 to 1429 code for a protein of 441 amino acids. Gene Ontology annotation, molecular function: oxidoreductase activity. Lineage: Eukaryota; Fungi; Basidiomycota; Agaricomycetes; Boletales; Suillaceae. The record is from RefSeq and is a predicted model, not a curated record.